AUGUUGCUGGUAACGUCGUCUUGCGCGCAGACAGCGGGCGGAGCAGGCGGAAGCAGUGGCGGCGGUAGUAACAUCAGCGGAAAGAUCAGCGGAAGCAGACGGGGAAUGGCGCAGCUUUUAGCAGCCGGGGAAGCGCCUUCCCGCCGCCCCAUGCGGUUCUAUCCCACAAUGGCGGCUCCCACGGGUCAGAACGUGCGACGCGGCGCUUCCCUGCCGAUAAGCUAUUACACAAUAACGCCGCAAUCAGCCCACGUCGCCGAUUCCGGCGCUAACGAAUUAUUCCCUUCGAACCGCACCAUCGGUAGCGAGAGCCGCGGUAGCGAGAGCAGCGGUAACGAGAGCAGCGGAAGCGUGAGCGCGCCCGGCGCGGCCGGCGCUGCCGGAAAUACUCAGAUAAAGCCGUUCGCGGGCCCGAUAGGGAUUAGUCCGGGGUGGGAUAGCUUUCAGUGCCGGAACAGUCCGUACUGCGGGGUAAUGUAUGCGCCGAUCAAGGUGUAUGUUAUAUGGUACGGCAAGUUCACGGCGACGCAGAAGGAGCUCGUGCGCGCCUUCACGCGGUCGCUCAGCCCUAGCUCGGAUCCCUCUAUAACUGUACCCCUGUGGUGGAACAUCAACCGGCUGUACUACGACCGUAACGGGCGUUUCAUCUCCAGCUCCGUUACAUUUGCAGAUGAAACGGCUGACACCGGCUAUUCCCGUGGCUCGAGCCUCAGCGACAGCGAGAUCGACUCUCUCGUCUCGUCCGCCAUAAACGGCCAAAAUUUGCCGUACGAUCCAAACGGCGUGUACUUUGUCCUCUCAGAUGAAACGGUCGGGCAGUCAUCCCAGGGAUCCGCCUUCUGCACGCACUACUGUGGCUGGCACACCUACACUGACGUGUCGGGCAAGGGGCGCGUGGUCAGCAGCUGGGUGGGCAACGCCAGGUCCAAGUGCCCUGGGAGCUGCAUCGCCAGCCUCAUCUCAAGCUCGUCCGCCUCGCCCAACCGCGACAAGGGCAUGGAUGGGCUGCUGUCCGUGUAUGCACACGAGCUGGCAGAGGCAACUAGCAGCCCGUACCUGCUGACGUGGAUGGACGGCGAAGGGGAGGAGAAUGCAGAUAAAUGCGGGUGGAAGUUUGGCACCGUAAAGCGUGAUUCCUCAAACGCUCCAUUCAACCUAGUAGGUGUCAACGGAAAAUGUCGCCCCGUUGUCGCCGCAUCUGGCGUUUCCGUGCGAGCCUCAACGGCAGUUUCAAAGGCGCGCUUCCGCUGUUCCUGGGGCUCCUACUUGCGUUCCUUCAGCUUACCGUCAUUUCCGUCGUCGAAUCAUCCCCACGAGCGCCCUUUCCGCGCAACCCCCCCAUCAGAUACACCUUCGCCAGAAGAGCCGGCCUUUUACAGGCAGUUGAAACCUCCACCAGCAGAAGCGCGGAUUCGAGCGACAAGACCCCCGCGACCGUCCGUCCCUCGGGAAUUGCGCGCGUCUACAAUGCAAGAUCCCGAUCAAAUGGCCUUCUGCGCCGCCUCGCCCGCGCAUUGCGGCGUGAUGCACGCGCCUGUGGGGGUGUACCUGGUGUGGUACGGAGCUAAGUUCAGCGAGAAGCAGAAGGACAUCGUGCGCCUCUUUAUUGCCUCUCUCUCUUCGGACGCCUCCAAUCCCGACGCCACAGUACCCGCAUGGUGGGCUGUCAACACGCUCUACUUCGACCAGCAGGGCCGAAACAUCUCCUCCAAUGUGACUAUAAAGGGCGAGACUCACGACACCAAAUACACCCGCGGCACCAUGCUGCUGCGCUCUGACGUGGCGGGGCUCGUCCAAUCAGCGGUCGGGAACGGAUCCCUGCCGUACGACCCGGACGGCGUGUAUUUCGUCCUUUCCGAUGAAGAUGUUUCUCAGAUGGAUGAUCCGAGUGGGACCGGGGGUGCGCAGUAUGCGCUCGCGUUCUGCUCGCACUACUGCGGAUGGCACUCCUUCACCCAAGGAAAGGACGGGCGACCCCUCAUCAUCUCAUUUGUGGGGAACGCAGUCAAUCAGUGCCCGGAGGGCUGCAUCCCGCCGUACCUGAACCAGCCUGGAGCGGUGGCGCCGAACGGGGACACGGGGAUGGACGGGAUGGUGUCGGUGUUGGCGCAUGAACUCGCAGAGGCCACCAGCAGCCCCUUCCUCGCCACGUGGUUCGACGACCAGGGCGAGGAGAACGCCGACAUCUGCUCCUCGAGUUAUGGUGAUGUGAUAUCAGAUGCAGCUACUGGUGUGCAAUACAACAUCGUGGGCCAGAAUGGGGCACGAUUUCUUGUACAAGCAAAUUUAGACCCACGAGCAGGGAGUUGUGUGAUAGCACCUGUUGCAAUCGACUCACCUAUUCUCCUCUCUGCGUUACUCGGCGGUGUGUCGUCCGCAAGCCCGCUGUUUCCAUCCAUCCCGGAAAGCGGCACCCUCAGAGAAUGGAGUUCGAUGCGUCGGAUUUCCAGAAUCUCGUAUGCGCCCAUUCGCGGCUCUCGCAUCAGCAGGCGCAGUCUCACGGAAGUCGCGUCUUCGGGAGGAAUUAGAAGCGGCGUGGAGAUCAUGACGCAGCAAACGAAGCUCCCGCAUGGAGUCAGAUCUCUCAUAGAUAACAGCGCUCAAGUCGGUGCUUCCUCAACGAAUCCCGCACCCAAGAACAUUGGCUACCACUGGGACGAUCCCAGUGCCGCCUACAUGUGCUCCGCGAACGCCAAGUACUGCGGAGUCAUGCACGAGCCCAUUGCGGUGUACCUCGUAUGGUACGGCCAGUUCACGGAGGCGCAGAAGCAGAUCAUGCGCACGUUUAUUGAAUCGCUCAGUAGCAGCAACGACACCUCUUUGACUGUUCCCAAGUGGUGGAACAUCAACCGGCUCUAUUACGACGCCCAAGGCAACUACAUUUCUGGAUCCGUCACUCUCAAGGGCGAAAUAGACGACACACGCUACUCCAAAGGCACCACUCUAUACAACUCUGGCGUCGCCGACCUCGUUUCGUCCGCUGUGAACGAGGGGAAACUGCCCUAUGACAGCAACGGAGUCUAUUUUGUCCUUGGAGAUUCUCAAGUGGCUCAAGAGGACGAUUCAAGCUACUCCCAGUCAGGAUUCUGCAGCAGCUACUGCGGCUGGCACGCUUACACCCACGACAACCUCGAGCUCGUGAUUUCCUUUGUCGGUAACGCGGUAACCAGGUGUCCGGAGGGCUGCAUCCCGCCGUACCUGAACCAGCCUGGAGCGGUGGCGCCGAACGGCGACGCGGGGAUGGACGGGAUGGUGUCAGUGUUGGCGCAUGAACUCGCAGAGGCCACCAGCAGCCCCUUCCUCGCCACGUGGUUCGACGAUCAGGGCGAGGAGAACGCCGACAUCUGCGCAGGGGAGUAUGGAGAUGUAACACAGGAUGCAACUACAGGAGCGUACUUCAACCUGGAGGGUGUUCGGGGAUCUAAGUUCAUUGUGCAGGCGAAUCUUGACCCGGUUACCGGCCGCUGUGUUGUUCAGUCUGAUGGGCCAGAGGCUCUGGGAAGCCCGAGCCAGCCUCCCUCUCCGGCUGGUCCUACUCCCAGUCCACCACCCGUUUCAGAGCCACCUGUCACCAUUCCAACACCCCAGGUUACCGUCCCUACACCUCCUGAAACCGUUCCAGAGCCGCCUACUGUUGCUACACCUGAGCCACCAGUUACUGGAACCCCCACUGGAGGGAGUACAUGGGAUGCACUUGUUUCCUUCUUCAAGAGCUUGUUUGGGUUUUAA
This is a messenger RNA of Closterium sp. Yama58-4, 3729 nucleotides long. Lineage: Eukaryota; Viridiplantae; Streptophyta; Zygnematophyceae; Desmidiales; Closteriaceae. The record is from the annotation of a GenBank genome assembly.